Messenger RNA from Ascochyta rabiei, 1125 nucleotides. RefSeq lists its product as uncharacterized. The record is from RefSeq and is a predicted model, not a curated record. The transcript has 2 exons. Bases 1 to 1002 code for a protein of 333 amino acids. NCBI's taxonomy places the organism in Eukaryota, Fungi, Ascomycota, Dothideomycetes, Pleosporales, Didymellaceae.
AUGCAAAGAACCGUCGUUACCAUCAACAGCAAUGGCCGCCAAUCGGCGAGCUUCAUCCGAGUUGCAUCGGCGCUGGGAUGGCAGGUGCGCGCGCAGAUGCGGGACUUGAACGGCGUUGUGGCGCAAGAGAUAUCGGAACUGGAGAACGUCACCGUGUACGUUGGCCGCCUGGAAGACCGCAAGUUUCUCGACGACCUGUUCCGGAGCGCGCAGUGCGCAUUUAUAAACACGACGCACUGGGGGGACGAGGUGGCCGUCGGUCGAUCCUUGGCCGACGCGGCGAAAAAGGCCGGGAUCCAACACUACAUCUACUCGAGCAUGCCAGACCACUCAGUCUUUGGCCAGCCCUGGAGAUCACUACCACUGUGGGCGCCAAAAUUCACCGUGGAGCAAUACAUCCGCCAGAUUGGCCUGCCUGCGACUUUUGUGUACUGUGGCAUUUACCACAACAACUUUACCGGCCUGGAUUUCCCUCUGUUCCGCAUGGAAUGCCAGUUGGAUGGCAGCUUUGUAUGGCAGGCCCCUUUCCACCCAGAUAUGCCACUCCCAUGGCUGGAUUCCGAGCAUGAUGUAGGGCCCGCCCUAUUCCAGCUAUUCAAGGAAGGCCCACGGAAGUGGAACGGCAAGCGGGUACCGCUGGCGUUUGCAUCCAUGACGCCGAGAGAAGUGUGCAAAGCAUUCAGUCGAGGGCUCGGGAGAUCCGUCCGGUAUAAGCGGGGCCCCGUGAUGAUCAACGUGCCAACACCCAUUGGGUACCGAGAGCAUCUAUCCGCACUCGAGUACACGCUUGGCGAGAAGGGCGCUCCUUACUUUGGACCGGACAUUGAACCGGAUUGCCCAGACGCGGCGCUGGAGCUGUGGGAAGGCAAUCGGUCGAUGGAGGAGUACGCACGGGAAGUGUUCCCUGUAGAGGAGGCCGCCAACGGUCUGACAUGGAUGGAAGAGGUAGAGACGCCACGCCGAGAGGUCGAGCUCGACCUGCACAACACGAUCAACUGCUGACUCCUGGAUUUGUUCUCGCAGGGCCAAGUACAAGCGCCGUAUCAGUAUCCGUACGGCGACGGGACCAACGGCAUCAGCGGCAUCAGCGGUCUCGCCGACCAGCUCAACCAGGCCCGACUUUGA